AUGACAUCAUCAAUUCCAUUUCGACCUCUCGGAAAAACAGGUGUAAAGAUCCCAUCGAUUGGAUUAGGAUGUAUGGGAAUGAGCGAAUGUUAUGGAGAAGCUGAUUAUGUUCAUAGUUUGCAAGUUUUGAGACGCUCCAUUGAAUUGGGAAGCUAUCAUUGGGACACCGCGGAUCUUUAUGGGAUUGGCAAAAACGAAGAAUUAUUAUCGCACAUUUUAAAGGACCAUAGAAAAGAUGUGUUUCUCGCUACUAAAUUCGCCAUUGUUCGUGAUGAGAACGGGAUUGCUAAAGGUGUACGAGGAGACGCGCCAUAUGUUCGUGAAUCAUGUGAAAAAAGUUUGAAGCGAUUAGGCGUCGAUUAUAUCGAUCUUUAUUAUCAACACCGCGUCGAUCCAAAAACACCAAUUGAGGAGACUGUUGCUGCUAUGGCUGAAUUAGUCAAAGAGGGAAAAGUCAAGUAUCUCGGUCUGUCGGAAUGUAGUGUUGAUGAACUUCGACGGGCUUAUAAAGUACACCCGAUUGCUGCUUUACAGAUGGAAUAUAGUCCAUGGGCUCUUGAUAUUGAACAAGACGGGAUUCUUGAAACGUGUCGCGAACUUUGCGUUACCAUUGUAGCUUAUAGUCCAUUAGGACGUGGUUUCUUGUCGGGACAAAUAAAAUCCCUUGAUGAUUUAGCCGAAAACGACUUUCGAAGACUACUUCCACGAUUCCAAGGCGAAAAUUUCGCGAAGAAUUUCGAAAUUGUACGUCGCCUUGAGGAGCUAGGUCGCAAGAAAGGAGUUACAAGCAGUCAACUUUGCCUAGCUUGGAUUUUGGCUCAGGUAAAUGGACCCACAACCAUCACUCUAACCGCUGAAGAAAUCAACGAAAUACGAUCUGCUAUUAAUGCUGUUGAAGUGACUGGGGGUCGGUAUCCAGAUUCCUCCCUUAUAAAGACAAUCUUAUUAUAA
Ambispora gerdemannii is the source of this 951-nucleotide messenger RNA. The record is from the annotation of a GenBank genome assembly. Lineage: Eukaryota; Fungi; Glomeromycota; Glomeromycetes; Archaeosporales; Ambisporaceae.